UGAGUAUUAGUUUCCACCGGGACAAAGUAUAUCAGGAUGGGAUUUGUUCGUUCUCUGUUCGAGAAACAGUUGUGAAAUUAAGAGUUUCGCUUCGAACGACAAUCAACCGUCGCCGCUGCAAACGAGAUGUCUUCCCAAGUCAGACUGAGGCUGCUGCCGAGUGCCAAGUGUUUGUUUGAUGAGCCUGUUCAGGUGAAGGUGGCCGGACUGAGGUCGAAGCAGCUGGUGACCAUGAGAGCCAGAUCGACUGAUGAGAAAGGGAUGAUGUUCAGCUCCUCGGCCACCUACAGGGCUGAUGGGAGCGGGGAGAUCCACCUGGACAGAGACCCCUCACUCAGCGGGACUUAUGUUGGGGUUGAGCCCAUGGGUCUGCUGUGGUCCAUGAAGCCAGUCACUUUGCACAAAAGGUUUAUAAAGACGAGUUCACUGACCCCCCAGGUGGUGAAGUUCUCAGUGCACGAGGAGGAGGGCAAGAUGCUGGCAGAGGCGAUUAACGAGAGGUUUCUGAUUGGAGAUGAGGUCAGUCGACGUCCAGUCAAAGAAGGGAACAUCCGUGGGGUCCUGUUUACUCCCCCAGGAAGAGGUCCAUUCCCUGCUGUGUUAGAUCUGUACACUUUUGGUGGAGGUCUGUCGGAGAAAAGGGCCUCUCUGCUGGCCACCCGAGGAUUUGUGGUUCUGACUGUCGCGCUGUACGGCCACGAUGACCAGGCAAAAAACAUCAAAGAGGUCCAUAUGGACUAUUUUGAAGAAGCAAUCGAGUUUCUAAAAAGACAAGAUAAGGUGGGCAGUGAAGGAGUUGGUGUAAUCUCCCUUUCAAAAAGUGGAGAUCUUGCACUUUCCAUAGCCUCCUACCUGCCAGGUGUUAAGGCCACAGUGUGGAUCAAUGGCUGCUCUGCCAAUACAGCGCUCCCCCUCUACUACAAGAAGAGACUAAUCCACUCUGCUUUAAUGUUUGACUUUGAGAAAGUAAUUCCCACUGAGUCCGGAGCUGUCAUUGGCAGGUACGUUCUUGAUAAUCCCUUGGCAGAGGAGAACAAGGACGCCCUGAUCCCCAUUCAAAGAGCAAAGGGACAUUUCCUUUUUGUGGCCUCAGAGGACGACCUCAACUGGGACAGCAAAACUUACAUGGACGAGAUGGUGGAGAGACUGAAGCGUCAUGGGAAGGACAACUUUGACAGUGUGUCCUACCCUGAAGCUGGGCACUACUUGGAGCCACCUUAUGGACCCUACUGCCCCUCCAGCUUCCAUGGAGUUGUGCGUAGGCCAGUUGUGUGGGGGGGUGAGGCCAGGUCCCACGCAGCAGCUGAAGUCCACAUGUGGAAAAAGGUCCAGGAAUUCUUCAGAACUCACCUGAGCUGUGAUGCUGCACAAACCAAUCCCAAGUUAUAAAUGUAAACAGGAUGAUAAGAAAGACAAAGAAAGGUAAAUUAUGAUUGUCACUUGGGAUAGCUACAUCUAGUACUACUGCCUUCCUCUGCUGUUUAUUGACCACCACAAAAUCAGUUUAUCAGUCUAGAUUUGUAAGUCCUACAGAAUCUCGACUCAGUCGACCUCUGUGACUUUUUCUCGUUGUCUUCCAUUUUGAUCCGGAGACAUCUGGCCCAUACUCAGUGCAGAUGUUUCUUUACCGCUGGUCCAGAAUUCAGCUACCACAUCACUCCUGUCCUCCAACAGAUCCACUGGCUCCCAGUUCAGUUCCACAUUCAAUUCAUAAUCCUCCUGUUAACAUUUAAGGCCAUCCACAACCUCGUCCCCCCAUAUCUGUCUGACUCCCUCAGGUUCCCUCAGAUUAUCUUCCUCCUCCACCUCUGUCCCCUCUGCCCGUCUCACCACCAUGGAGAACAGAGCAUUUAGCUGCUCUGAUCCCCGUCUCUGGAAUUCAUUACCACCCCAACGGAGAAACAUGGAUUCAUUCGUCCAAUUCAAAUUACAACUUAAAACGCAUAGCAUUGUUGUUAUAAUCCAGCAUGUUUAUGUCCAUUGCUGUAUAAAUAGGCGUUCAUUAAUGUGGACUGUCCCUACCAAAUAAAUAAAUAAAUCUAUCCAAACUGCA
Messenger RNA from Amphiprion ocellaris (clown anemonefish), 2053 nucleotides. Its product is annotated as acyl-coenzyme A thioesterase 1-like. The transcript has 4 exons. The record is from RefSeq and is a predicted model, not a curated record. Gene Ontology annotation, molecular function: fatty acyl-CoA hydrolase activity. Lineage: Eukaryota; Metazoa; Chordata; Actinopteri; Pomacentridae. Gene Ontology annotation, biological process: acyl-CoA metabolic process; fatty acid metabolic process. The coding region runs from base 127 to 1389 and encodes 420 amino acids.